Marchantia polymorpha subsp. ruderalis is the source of this 2666-nucleotide messenger RNA. The record is from the annotation of a GenBank genome assembly. NCBI's taxonomy places the organism in Eukaryota, Viridiplantae, Streptophyta, Marchantiopsida, Marchantiales, Marchantiaceae.
GGGCGAGAGGGAGGGAGCGCGGGGGCGGGGUCUGCCGAGUAGGUCGAGCAAAAGAUGAAGGCCAUGGAACGUGAGAAAGAUGAGAGGCAAGUGAUCAUUUUGAGAACGCGGCGAAAGACGAGACGAGAAGAACGACGCGAGAGGGAGAGGCAGGCAGAGCAGGUCUUCACCUCUGCAAGGGUUUGAGAGAGAGAGAGAGAGAGAGAGAGAGAGAGAGAGAGAGAGAGAGAGAAAGAAAGAAAGAGGCAGGGAGGCAAAGGAGGUCGGGUCUUUGUCUCGAGGAAGGCGAUCGAGUCGAGAGCUGGAAAAACCUGCUGCAGGCUUUUGUUCUACACAUUGCUGCUUGAGGGCCUCUUUCAGCUGAUUCCUUUCAGUGUAGUUUUUCCCACAUCCUUUCAAAUAAGUCGCAAUGCGCCCAGGAGGCAUAUCUCAUAUAUCUUAUCUCAUGGCCCUCAGAGCUUUUCCUUCGAGAUUCUCACUCAGCAGCACCUUCUGGUGCCCUUUCCUCUGUCCUCGUUUUCCUCCACUUGUCUUCUCUUCUCUGCAAAUGCUCCUGUUUCCUUCUCCUACUCCACAGCUGCACUGCAAGCUCGUAGGUGAGGUUCCUGUUCGCUGGCGUGCGAGGAGAUACACUAGUGGUCAUGGCGGAUGACUCUGCAUCUCCAGAGGUGAUCCACAGUGAUCAUGACGAAGAGCAAGUGGACAUCGAUGGUGAUGUCGACCCCGAAGACGAAGAAGUCGACGGAGCCGUCGAGGUUGACGACGAAGAGAAGGGUGAGGGGCAGGAAGGUCUCGAUCUUGAAAUGCAUGAAGAUGAAGGAAUUGGGUAUCAAGAUGAUCCUGAUCAAGAUCAGGAGCUAGAGAGUGGCAUGCCCAACGGUGAGCACGGAGAGGAUGAUGUUGUUGAUGCCGUUGAUGGUGCUGAUGAGGAAGAGGAGGAUGAAGAUAUUGUUACUGAAGAAGUACAUAAAGAAGUGGAGAAGGAAGAGAAAGACGGUGAGAAAAGCGGAGAGUUACUCACGCGUCCUCCCCAUGGAUCAGAGGUGUUUGUUGGAGGAGUCACUCGCGACACAGCCGAGGAGGAUCUUCGAUCUCUCUGCCAAAAUUGUGGCGAUAUCUACGAGGUACGGCUAUUAAAGGAUAAGGACACAGGGCAAAACAAAGGUUAUGCCUUUGUGACAUUUACUACGCGAGAGAGUGCGGAGAAAGCAAUCGAGACCCUCAAUGACACAGAUUUGAAGGGAAGGAAGUUGCGAUUUUCUCAUUCUCAGUCCAAACAUAGAUUGUUUGUCGGCAACAUUCCGAAAAACUGGGAUAAGGAUGAGCUGGAGAAGGUUUUAGCUGAACAAGGACCAGGGAUCCAAAGCGUUGAGCUUUUGAAGGAUCCAAAAAAUCCUGGUAAAAAUCGAGGCUUCGCUUUCGUCGAGUACUACAACCAUGCAUGCGCUGAGCAUGCCAGAAGGGUCAUGUCGAAACCUAAUUUCAGGCUUGGAAGCAAUGCUCCCACCAUUAGUUGGGCUGAUCCCAGAGGUGGAGCAGAUACCACCUCAAUGUCACAGGUGAAAGUAGUUUAUGUCCGCAAUCUUCCGGAUACAGUAACGGAAGAACAGCUACAAAAGCUCUUUGAGCACCACGGGGAGGUCACGAAGGUUGUCCUUCCAUCGUCCAAGCCAGGGCAAUCAAAGCGGGACUUCGGAUUUGUACAUUUUUCUGAACGGAGCAGUGCUCUCAAGGCCAUCGAAAAGACGGCAACUUAUGAACUCGGUGGCCGGGUACUUGAAACGUCUUUGGCCAAGCCACCAACAGAGAAGAGACCCCUAGGUUUGGAACCUGCUUAUCCACCGCAAAGAGCUGGACUUUUGCCUCAGUAUCAAGCCCGAGCAGGAUAUGGUUAUGGAGCCGAUAUAUAUGGUGGUGUUGGGGGAUACGGGCCCACACGGGGUUACAAUCAGCCUGUCAUCUAUGGAAGAGGACCUGCACCUGCAGGAAUGACCAUGGUUCCAAUGCUGCUGCCAGACGGACGUGUUGGAUACGUAUUGCAACAACCAGGUAUUCAGCAAGGAGGUUCAGCGUCCUACAGAGGUGGUAGAGCCGGUCAUGGCUUGCUGCCCUAUCGACCCGGGGGAGGUGGAAGUGGCGGUGGCGGAAGUGGCGGAGGUUCCAGUGGAAGUGGUGGCCGUCGCUAUCGACCGUACUGAGUUGUCUAGGAUAUUGCGUACCUGGCAAAGUGUUGUUUAGUCUGGUUUAGAUAAUGUGGGACGUAGAAGUCGGAACGCGAGCAGGUCAUUGUCUUCUCUUGGAGUUCUUGGGUGUAGCCGUGACCCUUGUGUAUCUCGUUGACCUGUUUAAGAGAAGUGAACUGGACUUCGAAGAGCUGCUGCGUAGGAUAUGAGGUGCAGCAGGUCAAAUAUCAAGCUGAAGACAAAGUUUUAAAGUCCUAGAUAGAAUGAACGCGCCAUCGUCCCUUCAUGGCCAAAACAAGCAGUGGAACUGUAUCUCAGCAGUCAAGUCCAGAUUAUGAACAAAAACUUUGUAGCGCUGUAGCAGCCGCUACAUCCUGGUAUGCUGGUUAGGAAGCAGUCCCCUGCUUGAUGAUUGUAAAGUAACACAUGUUUGAUGAAUACAAUUUACUGUGGUAAUAUACGGAGGACAAAUGGGAGCAAGCG